AUGAUCUCAAUACUACGACAACCUAUAUAUAUCAUUCUUAAUAACUCACUAUCAACAACUUCACUCCGAGGCUUAAAAUUUUCAGCUAUUCAAGAUUGUCAACAAUAUCUUUCUUAUUGUUCAAAGAAUUCCAUAAACACGGGAUCAACAGUUUUCCGAGGAACAUUAUACGAACUACACGUUAAGGCAUUCUUCGAGAAAUAUCUCAAUUGUGAAAACUUGAUUAAAAAUGGUGGUGCAUAUGAUAAUGGAGUUGAUAUAAUAGGGAAAUGGAAUUUAUCCCCAUUCUAUAAUGAACAAGAACGUGAAUAUGAAUAUGACACCAAACCUAUAAAACUUUCAUCAAAAUCAAUAUUAAAAUAUAGUCAAGAAUCAAAAUUCAAUAUUGCUUCUAAUCCCAUAUCAUUAAUUAAUGAUAUUCAAGUAUUAAUUCAAUGUAAAAAUGUUAAGAAGAAACCGGAUGCAAAAAUAAUUCGUGAAUUGUCUGGAAUAUUAGAUUUCCAUAAAUUUAAUAAAAAAUCAACAUUUAUGUUUAUUGUUACUCCUUAUCCAUGUACUCCACAAGCUGUUGUUCAAUUAGAUACUACGAAUCAUGCAAUUAUCCAUUUUAUGAUAUCUCCAUUAACUAAUAAUUCUGUAAAAAUUACCCGAAACCAAGAUAAUGAUGAUAAUGAUAAUGAUUAUAGUGGUGAUUCUUUUUUCAAUUUGGAUUCUUGGAAAGGUGGUGAUUUGAAAUUAGUUUAUAUGAAUCGACAAGCAAGGAAAUUAUUAUCUGGUUUAAAUAUGGAACAAAAAUUGAAAUUAAUUCUGUUUAUAGAUUGA
Candida albicans SC5314 is the source of this 822-nucleotide messenger RNA. RefSeq lists its product as uncharacterized. Bases 1 to 822 code for a protein of 273 amino acids. The transcript has a single exon. Gene Ontology annotation, cellular component: mitochondrion. NCBI's taxonomy places the organism in Eukaryota, Fungi, Ascomycota, Pichiomycetes, Serinales, Debaryomycetaceae. The record is from RefSeq and is a predicted model, not a curated record.